Messenger RNA from Aquila chrysaetos chrysaetos, 1732 nucleotides. It is a transcript of the gene COQ8B, whose product is annotated as coenzyme Q8B. Gene Ontology annotation, molecular function: kinase activity. NCBI's taxonomy places the organism in Eukaryota, Metazoa, Chordata, Aves, Accipitriformes, Accipitridae. Gene Ontology annotation, cellular component: extrinsic component of mitochondrial inner membrane. Gene Ontology annotation, biological process: ubiquinone biosynthetic process. The record is from RefSeq and is a predicted model, not a curated record.
AUGCGCCCCAAAACCCCUCCCGUCACCCUGCGGGGGCUGCACCGGGACGGGGCCUUACGGGGCCUCACGGCUGAGGAGGCCCGGCGGGCGCGGGAGGCCCGGGGCCGCCCGGACCAUCCCCCCGGAGAAGGUGAGUCAGUGAGUGAGUGUGUGUGUGGGGGGGGGGGGGGGGGGGGAAAACACGGCCUCGGGGGACCCCCGGGACCGGCCCAGAGAGAGAGCGAGAGCGAGCGGGUGCCCGUUUCCCUGCCUCGGACGGCUGGCCAGCUUCGGAGGACUGGCAGUGGGUCUCGGCGUGGGGGCCCUGGCCCAGGCAGCGCGGGCAAGGCUGAGCGGCGAGGGCAGGCCCCAGGGGUGACUACCGGCUCCCCGCUGGACUCCAGCCCCCUCCUCUCGGAAGCCAACGCCGAGCGGAUUGUGGCCACGCUCUGCCGGGUGCGGGGGGCUGCCCUUAAGCUGGGGCAGAUGCUCAGCAUCCAAGACGCCAGCUUCCUCAGCCCGCAGCUGCAGCGGAUCUUCGAGCGCGUCCGGCAAAGCGCUGACUUCAUGCCGCGCUGGCAGACCACCCAAGUGCUGGCGGAGGAGCUGGGCCCCGGCUGGCGGGAGAAAAUGUCGGCUUUUGAGGAGAUGCCUUUCGCUGCUGCCUCCAUCGGCCAGGUGCAUCUUGGGGUGCUGCGGGACGGCACCGAAGUGGCCGUGAAGAUCCAGGUGAGCCCUGGGAUGGGGGGGGGGCUGGGCACCCAGAGCAUCCACAGUGACAUUGACAACCUCCUCUCUUUGCUCAAGAUGAGCGUGGUGCUGCCGGAGGGUCUCUUUGCUGAUAAAUCCCUGGAGGUCUUGCAGAGAGAGCUGGAGUGGGAAUGUGACUACCGCCGGGAAGCUGAUUGCGCCCGCACCUUCAGGGAACUUCUACGGGACGACCCCUUUUUCUCGGUGCCGCGGGUCGUGGAUGAGCUGAUUGUCCUUUCCAUGGAGCUGGGGAGCGGCGUCCCCCUCGACCGGUGCCGGAAUCUCCCCCAGGACCUGCGAGACCAGAUCUGCGCCAACCUCCUGCGCCUUUGCUUGCGGGAACUUUUUGAAUUUCGCUUCAUGCAGACGGAUCCAAACUGGGCAAAUUUUCUUUACGAUGCUGACCGGCACAGGGUGACUCUGUUGGAUUUUGGGGCUAGCCGCUCUUUCGACAAGGAGUUCACGGAUCACUAUAUAGAGGUGAUCCAGGCUGUGGCUGACAGCAACCGGGCCAAGGUGCUGCAGAAAUCCCGAGACCUCAAAUUCCUGACGGGCUUCGAAACCAAGGCCUGGGGGGGGGUCAGCGAUGAACAAGCUGCGGCAGAGCCUGCGUCGGAAGAAGCCGGCCUACGUGCCGGAGGCGGCGCGGCCGCACCAGUGGCAGGCGGACGAGGAGGCCGUGCGGCGCGGGAAGUGCAGCUUUCCCGUGCGGUACCUGGGACACGCGGAGGUGGACGAGUCGCGGGGGAUGCACGUCUGCGAGGAGGCCGUGAAGAAGCUCAAAGCGAGCGGCCGGAAAGCGGUGAAAUCGGUGCUGUGGGUGUCGGCGGACGGGCUCCGUGUGGUGGACGAUAAGACCAAGGACCUCCUUGUCGACCAGACCAUCGAGAAGGUCUCGUUCUGUGCCCCCGACCGCAACUUCGACAAAGCCUUUUCCUACAUUUGCCGGGACGGCACCACGCGCCGCUGGAUCUGCCACUGCUUCCUGGCCCUCAAGGACUCU